GGCAAUGAAAAUACAAAAAAAAAUUCUGAAACACAAGUAGAGAAUACUCCAAUUCCGCAACAUAAGAGAAAAUACAAUCUGAAGAAAAAAGCUUUAGAUAUUAGAACUAAAAAAUUUUCGUUGAAUUCAAAUGCUUCUCGUGUAAAAAAAGAACUGAAAUUGUUUCAUUCGCUGAAAAAGAAUAAAAUGAAGCUUCCUAUGUCAGUGCUUCGAGAUUUAUCUGGCAAACCUUUUAGGUUCAACUUGAAAAACACAAAUAAUAUAAAAUCUUCUAAGGCUGUUCUUGCACAUUCAAAGUCAGAAGCAAGCAAAUAUGAUUUGGAUCUCAAAGGUAGCAUUCUCUCAGAUGAUUCUUUAGAUACAUCGGAUAAAGAAACAUUUGAAAUUUCUAAUUUGUUACCUGCCAUUAGUAUUUUAGAAAAGUAUAAUUUUAAGUAUGAAGUUAUGCCAGAAGAAUUGGUAAAAAAUAGUGGUUUAUUUUUUCAAGAUAAGUGUAUGAAUGCAUUCUUUCAAUGUUAUCCUGAAUAUUUGUGUAUUGAUAUAUUAUGUGAGAUUGCUGAUUUGGAAUAUGACUUGUGUUUAUUUAUCAGUGUUGAUGCCAAUGGUCAUUCUGAAAUAAUUGCUAUUGGAUUAAUCAAGUCUUACAACUCACAAGGCCUUAUGUGGUUGUGUGAGGUUUUCAGAAAACAUAAUCCUAGCUGGAGGAAAAUACAGUUUAUUAUGUCGGGCAAAAAUAUUGAUUGUACUGAAACUGUAAAAAAGGCAUUUCCUGAAAAACUUGUAUUUAUUUCCCUGUUCCAUUCUCUAAAAGCAUUCAAAAGAGAUUUAUCCGAUCUGGAAAAAGUGUCAACACAUGAUAUUUCUGAAGCCUUACGGUUAUUUGAACACAUGGUUUAUACUAACACUGAAUUAGAAUAUUCUGACCUAGCAAAACAAAUGAAGCAGCUGCAUCCUUCUGUUGUUAUGCAGUUUAGAAAAAUUUGGCAUCCAAAAAGUGAUUCAUGGGCUUUAGGACUUUUGUUUAAUUCAAAAGCCAUUUUAAAAUCUUUGAAUAGUUUUUUACUUUUCAUUAGAAAUAAAGUGAGACCUCAUGUAAUUAAUCAAGUAUCAAUUACAAGCAUUAUUAAAGCUUUUCAUUCUGCAUUGAGGAAGUUGAGAGAAGACAGAUUCAAAAAAUUUGCUUCUGUAUUUUAUUCUGUACCUACAUUGUUCUGUGGAAAAUCUAAUGCAUGCAUUAAGUAUUCCAAGUAUCUUACUCAGUAUGCAUCAGAGCUUGUGAAUGAACAAUUGAAUCUUCUUGAUGAUGUGAAAAAUUUGAAGAGAAUAUCACCAGGAAAUUCGAAACCUGCUUUCGCUUCCUUUCUUUGUUGA
This is a messenger RNA of Uloborus diversus, 1371 nucleotides long. RefSeq lists its product as uncharacterized. The record is from RefSeq and is a predicted model, not a curated record. Bases 187 to 1371 code for a protein of 394 amino acids. The transcript has 3 exons. Lineage: Eukaryota; Metazoa; Arthropoda; Arachnida; Araneae; Uloboridae.